Messenger RNA from Pseudophryne corroboree (corroboree frog), 553 nucleotides. RefSeq names its product ring-box 1 (gene RBX1). Gene Ontology annotation, molecular function: ubiquitin protein ligase activity; cullin family protein binding; zinc ion binding. Gene Ontology annotation, biological process: ubiquitin-dependent protein catabolic process; protein ubiquitination. NCBI's taxonomy places the organism in Eukaryota, Metazoa, Chordata, Amphibia, Anura, Myobatrachidae. The record is from RefSeq and is a predicted model, not a curated record. Gene Ontology annotation, cellular component: cullin-RING ubiquitin ligase complex; nucleus. The transcript has 5 exons. The coding region runs from base 56 to 382 and encodes 108 amino acids.
GGUGUCUCUGUCUAACGCAUGCGUGAUAAAGAACCGGAAUGUGUUAUCAUUCAAAAUGGCUGCUGCGAUGGAUGUAGAUACUCCUAGUGGAACUAAUAACAGCGCCGGUAAGAAGCGGUUCGAGGUGAAGAAGUGGAAUGCAGUUGCUCUUUGGGCCUGGGACAUUGUGGUUGAUAAUUGCGCUAUAUGUAGAAACCACAUCAUGGACUUGUGUAUAGAAUGUCAAGCUAACCAAGCAUCUGCCACUUCAGAGGAAUGUACAGUGGCAUGGGGAGUGUGUAAUCACGCAUUUCACUUCCACUGCAUCUCUCGCUGGUUGAAGACUCGACAAGUUUGUCCACUGGAUAAUAGAGAGUGGGAGUUUCAAAAGUACGGUCAUUAGUGGCAGACAUGGGCACGUGCUUAAAAUAAUUUGUUCAGAACCUUUUUGGAUAAGAGACCAGCCGAUUUCCUGCUUCGUAUAUAACUACUUAUGUUAAAUUAAAAUGAUUCCCAUGUUUUCUUUUAGAUUUUUAUUUUUUCCCAAUCUAAAUAAAGACACCAAACAAGUGAA